This is a messenger RNA of Belonocnema kinseyi, 798 nucleotides long. RefSeq lists its product as uncharacterized. NCBI's taxonomy places the organism in Eukaryota, Metazoa, Arthropoda, Insecta, Hymenoptera, Cynipidae. Gene Ontology annotation, biological process: DNA integration. Bases 1 to 798 code for a protein of 265 amino acids. The transcript has 2 exons. The record is from RefSeq and is a predicted model, not a curated record. Gene Ontology annotation, molecular function: nucleic acid binding.
AUGUGUCGACCGUUUCACGCGCUGGCCCGAAGCCUUUCCAAUGGAAAACCAAGAAGCGAAAACAGUGAUCGUACGUUCUACGAAGGAUGGAUUUGCCACUGCGGCACACCCCUCCGGUUGAAGACAGAUCAAGGAAGGCAAUUUGAAUCCGAUCUUUUUAAAUCACUCAAUAGAUUGACAGGUACGACUCACCUGCAUACGACUUCGUACCACCCACAAGCCAAUGGUAUGGUUGAGUGCCUUCGCAGACAACUAAAAGCUGCAAUCCGCGGCCAUGAAAAUUCACAGUGGACACGUGUUUUACCUACGGUGUUACUCGGUAUUCGCUCAGCCUGGAAAGGAGACAUGAAGGCCACUGCUGCAGAGCUCGUAUACGGCUUGCCCCUCCGACUCCCAAGUCAGUUCCUUACACCUAGUACAACAAACGAAAGACACAGCGCAGCCUUCCUACAAGGACUACGUGGAUACAUGCAGCAAUUAAGGCCAUCCGAGCCAAAACGUCACGGCACAGACAAAACCUUCGUCUUUAAAGACUUGGCAACAGCACAGCACGUCUUUACUCGACACUAUUCUGUAAAAAAGGCACUUGAAAUGCUAUACGAUGGUCCAUAUACCGUCGGAGGAACAAACAUCACCCUUGAGCAGCCAUCCAAUCUAGUGAUACCACCGCAACCAGCAGUGCAACGAGUAGAAACACCACCAUCUUUGCAAGCACCGAAUAAUCAACCUCAGCAACUUCGUCGGUCCCAAAGGCAGGUGAAAUUCGUCGACAGAUAUCAAGCAGGUUUCUCAUUGUGA